AUGUCCCCCGCGGUGGCGGGCGCGGAGGGCGGGCGGCAGCGGCGCGCCGGCAGCAGCCACCAGCACCACGGGAACUGCGUGGAGGUGCGCGGCGAGGCGGCGCUGCCCUGCCGCGAGGCCGAGGUCGAGGCGCUGCUGCCGGCGGCGGCGGGCGGGCCGCGCGGCUGCCGCGCCGAGCUGGGCAGCAUCCUGCUGCUGCUGGCGCUCUACGUGCUGCAGGGCAUCCCGCUGGGGCUGGCGGGCAGCGUGCCGCUCAUCCUGCAGAGCAAGAACGCCAGCUACACGGAGCAGGCCGCCUUCAGCCUCGUCUUCUGGCCCUUCAGCCUCAAGCUGCUGUGGGCGCCCUUGGUGGACGCCGUGUAUGCGCGCCGCUUCGGCCGCCGCAAGUCGUGGCUCGUGCCCACGCAGUACGUGCUGGGGCUCUUCAUGCUCGGCCUCUCCACGCGCGUGGACGCGCUGCUGGGCGACGGGCAGGGCCGCGGCCCCGACGUGGCGGCCCUCACGGCCGCCUUCUUCCUCUUCGAGUUCCUGGCGGCCACGCAGGACAUCGCCGUGGACGGCUGGGCGCUCACCAUGCUGUCCCGCGAGAACGUGGGCUACGCCUCCACGUGCAACUCCGUGGGGCAGACGGCCGGCUACUUCCUGGGCAACGUGCUCUUCCUCGCCCUCGAGUCGCCCGCCUUCUGCAACAAGUACCUGCGCCUGCGGCCGCAGCCGCGCGGCAUCGUCACCCUCGCAGAUUUCCUGUUCUUCUGGGGAGCUGUGUUUCUAGUGACCACCACACUGGUUGCCCUUUUGAAAAAGGAAAACAAAGAAUUAACUCCAACAAAAGAGGAGACAAAAGGGAUCACUGAUACUUACAGACUGCUCUUCUCAAUAAUCAAGAUGCCAGCAGUUCUCACCUUCUGUCUCUUGAUUCUCACAGCAAAGGUUGGAUUUUCAGCAGCAGAUGCCGUAACAGGACUCAAAUUAGUGGAAGAGGGAGUACCUAAAGAGCACUUAGCUCUGCUGGCAGUUCCAAUGGUUCCUUUACAGAUCAUAUUGCCUCUGAUUAUCAGCAAAUACACAGCAGGCCCCCAGCCACUGAACACAUUUUACAAAGCUAUGCCUUUUAGGUUGCUGCUUGGACUGGAAUUUGCCUUUUUGGUUUGGUGGACUCCUAAAGUAAAACACGAAGGAGGAUUUCCUAUAUACUACUAUAUUGUAGUAUUGUUGAGUUAUGCUUUACAUCAGAUCACCCUGUACAGCAUGUACGUGGCCAUAAUGGCCUUCAACGCCAAGGUGAGCGACCCGCUCAUCGGAGGGACCUACAUGACGCUGCUCAACACCGUGUCCAACCUGGGCGGCAACUGGCCCUCCACGGUGGCGCUCUGGCUGGUGGACCCGCUCACGGUGAAGGAGUGCGCGGGCGCCCCGGCGCAGACCUGCGCCUCCGCCGCCGCCGCCGACCUCUGCACUAAAGCCGGCGGCUCCUGCGUCACCACCCUGGACGGUUACUACGUGGAGUCUGUCAUCUGCGUCAUCCUGGGCUUCGGCUGGUGGUUCCUGCUUGGGCCCAAAUUCAAGAAGCUGCAGGACGAAGGACAGUCUUCGUGGAAGUGCAGGAGGACCAACUGAUGCUCCUGAGAGAUGCCCCUUAAAUACUGGAUGGACCAGCAACGUCACUUUAGUUUUACUACAAAGACAUAUCUCAUAAUCAAUAAACAGGAACAAAGGUAUUUUAAAUGCCAAAUCGCUCAGAAAUGGUACGUGUACCGCUCGCCUUCCCAGUGUGGAAACGGGAAUGCCGAAGGUGACCGCGGCAAAGCGGCGCCUGCGAGGCCUGCGCCAGCCUCCGAGCACGGCUGCUGCCAGCACCCGAUUUCCAUAUAGCAGCUAUGGAGGGCUCACUGUGCCACGAGUAUCGCAGCAGCAGCAGCGUUGCCGGCUAAGAUCCAGCUCUUAAUUGUCCAAGAGAAGUGGCCUGGCACAGCAAGCUGGCGUGGGGAAGGAUGUCCGAGGCGUUUUGACUCGUGGGUUAAGCGUGUUAUGAUACAGGAUUCAUCGUGGGAAGAUAAAAUAGCUGUGGCUUUUUUUUUUUUUUUAAUUCCCCUUCUCACUUAUGGACUGUAAACACACUUCAGAGGAUGAAAUAAUGUUUCAGGAUUCUUUUAAAUGUAUUUUC
This is a messenger RNA of Nothoprocta perdicaria, 2164 nucleotides long. RefSeq names its product solute carrier family 33 member 1 (gene SLC33A1). Gene Ontology annotation, molecular function: acetyl-CoA transmembrane transporter activity. The transcript has 6 exons. The record is from RefSeq and is a predicted model, not a curated record. Gene Ontology annotation, cellular component: membrane. Lineage: Eukaryota; Metazoa; Chordata; Aves; Tinamiformes; Tinamidae. Bases 1 to 1617 code for a protein of 538 amino acids.